CAUUAAUUAAUUAGGAUGCGUAACCCAACAAGAACUCUCGCAAAUUGGACUUUUGAGAAGAAAGGAAAGAGGCCGAAGAGCAGAUACAGAGAGAGAGAGAUGGCAAUGCCAUGGAACAUGACUCUUUGGAUGGCCGAGAUGGUCUGGUUGGCUCUCACCGGCUGGGUCUCCUCUUGCUUGACUGUCGCUGACGAGCUCGCCACCUCCCUCAGAACCGGAGAUAUUGGCCCUUUCAAUGUCGGCUGAUAUUCCCCGAUCACUCCCUUCCUUAUGUAAGUUG
This is a messenger RNA of Rosa chinensis, 280 nucleotides long. RefSeq lists its product as uncharacterized. NCBI's taxonomy places the organism in Eukaryota, Viridiplantae, Streptophyta, Magnoliopsida, Rosales, Rosaceae. The transcript has a single exon. The record is from RefSeq and is a predicted model, not a curated record. The coding region runs from base 16 to 246 and encodes 76 amino acids.